This is a messenger RNA of Gadus morhua (Atlantic cod), 3505 nucleotides long. It is a transcript of the gene rspo1, whose product is annotated as R-spondin 1. The record is from RefSeq and is a predicted model, not a curated record. The transcript is spliced from 7 exons. NCBI's taxonomy places the organism in Eukaryota, Metazoa, Chordata, Actinopteri, Gadiformes, Gadidae. The coding region runs from base 763 to 1704 and encodes 313 amino acids.
UCAGGGUCCGGGAUCGGCAGUAGGACGCGGCGCUGCGCAGAGGUGGAUCUAGGAGAUUUGAGUCGCCCCUUCAUUUGGUUCCUUUUUGUAUUUUGUUCUUGUCCUUGACACAUGUAUUAUUGCUCUUCUGUCGGACUAUCUCACUUCGGGCAAAUCGAUAAUAGAAAAUAAUCCAAUAUAAAAUCCGAAUCCCGAAAUGGCUCUUGGUCUCUUCGUGAAGAUGCAGAAGAUGCUCCGGUCUCCCCCGCGGCGGGUCGCGCAGUAGGAGAAGCUCUCUGAAGAACUGAGAUCAAGUUGUGAUUUGUGGACGUGAAGGAGCUGCUAUCCCGUCGGAGUACAGAGGAUCUCUAGAAGAACAACUUCCUAUCUGGAACCCUCCAGUGAAGACAACUUCCUGUCUGGAACCCACCAGUGAAGACAAAUUCCAGUCUGGACCUCAUCUCUAGAAGGCCACCUUGUUUCUGGAGCCCCUCCAGUGAAGAUAACGUCUGGAGACCCCUGUAGUAAGUUCCCUCGGAAUCGUCCGACCUCUGCUUCCACCACCACCUCCCCAUCGGUGCCACCCCUACCACCACGCCAACGGCCAUGGCUCGGAGCUCCUCUGGACGGACAGCUCCAGUCCUACAGCCAUCUCCCUGGAGCCAGUGAGCACAGCGCACAGAGAAGGAACAGAAUAGAGGAGCUCAAAGGCCAGAGGAGCUGGGAGCCCGUCCCUCUGGCAGCCAGCAGGGGGCGCGCCCGGCCAGAAGCCACACUGGGACUAUGCAGCUGGGGCCGGUGGCGCUGGCACUGGUGAUGCUCAGCUCCAUGAGCACCAGCCUCCCGGAGGAGGGGCUCGCCCAGCCAGCGCUGCCCAGGGCCCGGAGGCACCGACGGGUCAGCGCCGAGGGUCUGGCGGUGUGCCCCAAGGGCUGCGAGCGCUGCUCCGAGUACAACGGCUGUGUCAAGUGCAAGCCCAAACUCUUCAUCUUCCUGGAGCGCAACGACAUCCGUCAGAUGGGGGUGUGCCUGGCCUCGUGUCCCGUGGGGUACUUCGGCAUGAGGAACCCCGAAACCAACCGCUGCACGCAGUGUAAAAUAGAAAACUGUGAGGCCUGUUUCAACCGCAACUUCUGCACCAAGUGUAAGGACGGCUUCUACUCCCACCGGGGGAGGUGUCAUGGGACCUGUCCCCCCGGCCUCACCAACACCAACGGCACCAUGGAAUGCAUCGGCCAGCCGGUGGUGGAGUGUGAGCUGGCCGGGUGGAGCGCGUGGGGCUCCUGUAUGAAGAAGAACAAGACGUGUGGCUUCAAGAAGGGCUCCGAGGCCCGUGUGAGGCUGCCCCUCCGGUCCGGCCCCCCGGUGGACGGGCCCCUGGGCCCCCCGGUGGACGGGCCCCUGGGCCCCCCGGUGGACGGGACCCCCCCGGGCCCCGGGGCCCCCCCGGCUCCGCUGGCCCCCCCGCCCUGCGAGCCCCAGACAGAGAGGAGGAAGUGUGUGGUGAUGAAGACGCCGUGCACCAGAGGGAGGAGGAACAAGGGCGAUCGACGGCACGACCCCGGCACCCGAAAGGAGCGAGAGAACAGUCGGGGGAGAGGGAGGGAGGGAGGGGGAGCAGGAGGAGCAGGAGGAGCAGGAGGAGCAGGAGGAGCCAAGAGACGGAAGGCCCAGAGCCAGACCAGCACCCAGCCCAGCUCCACCACCCGCUCCUCCGUCAGCUAACCGGAUCCACCACCCGCUCCUCCUUCAGCUAACCGGCUCCACCACCCACUCCUCCAUCAGCUAACCGGCUCCACCUCCCACUCCUCCAUCAGCUAACCGGCUCCACCUCCACCCACUCCUCUGUCAGCUAACCGGCUCAACCACCCACUCCUCCGUCAGCUAACCGGCUCCACCACCCACUCCUCCAUCAGCUAACCGGCUCCACCUCCACCCACUCUUCCGUCAGCAAACCGGAUCCACCACCCACUCCUCCGUCAGCUAACCGGCUCCACCUCCACCCACUCCUCUGUCAGCUAACCGGCUCAACCACCCACUCCUCCAUCAGCUAACCGGCUCCACCUCCACCCACUCCUCUGUCAGCUAACCGGCUCAACCACCCACUCCUCCAUCAGCUAACCGGCUCCACCUCCACCCGCUCCUCCUUCAGCUAACCGGCUCCACCACCCACUCCUCCAUCAGCUAACCGGCUCCACCACCCACUCCUCCAUCAGCUAACCGGCUCCACCUCCACCCACUCCUCUGUCAGCUAACCGGCUCAACCACCCACUCCUCCAUCAGCUAACCGGCUCCACCUCCACCCGCUCCUCCUUCAGCUAACCGGCUCCACCACCCACUCCUCCGUCAGCUAACCGGCUCCACCACACACUCCUCCAUCAGCUAACCGGCUACACCACCCACUCCUCCGUCAGCUAACCGGCUCCACCACCCACUCCUCCGUCAGCUAACCGGCUCAACCACCACCCACUCCUCCAUCAGCUAACCGGCUCCACCACCCACUCCUCCGUCAGCUAACCGGAUCCACCACCCACUCCUCCAUCAGCUAACCGGAUCCACCACCCACUCCUCCGUCAGCUAACCGGCUCCACCACCCACUCCUCCGUCAGCUAACCGGCUCAACCUUCACCCACUCCUCCGUCAGCUAACCGGCUCAACCUCCACCAACUCCAUCAGCUAACCGGCUCAACCUCCACCAACUCCGUCAGCAGAGAGCGACUGAGAAACAUUUGCAGUUGGGGUUUUAAUAAACUAUCAUGUAGAGAAUCUGAGGUUUGACACCAGGUCUCCCCCAGACCAGGACCAGGUCUGACCCAGACCAGGACCAGGUCUCACCCGGACCAGGACCAGGUCUCCCCCAGACCAGGACCAGGUCUCACCCGGACCAGGACCAGGUCUCCCCCAGACCAGGACCAGGUCUCACCUAGACCAGGACCAGGUCUCACCCGGACCAGGAACAGGUCUCACCCAGACCAGGACCAGGUCUGACCCAUACCAGGACCAGGUCUCACCCGGACCAGGACCAGGUCUGACCCAGACCAGGACCUGGUCUCACCCGGACCAGGUCUCACCCAGACCAGGACCAGGUCUGACCCGGACCAGGACCAGGUCUGACCCGGACCAGGACCAGGUCUCACCCAGACCAGGACCAGGUCUGACCCGGACCAGGACCAGGUCUCACCCAGAACAGGACCAGGUCUGACCCGGACCAGGACCAGGUCUGACCCGGACCAGGACCAGGUCUGACCCGGACCAGGACCAGGUCUCACCCGGACCAGGACCAGGUCUGACCCGGACCAGGACCAGGUCUGACCCGGACCAGGACCAGGUCUGAACGAGGAGCAGGUCUGACGAGGAGCAGGUCUGAACGAGGAGCAUGGAGGGAGAGGAGACCAGCGUGAGGAUCCACAUGAGGGACGCUCUAACAUCCACACAGGAGGAGCUGGAGAGAGGAGAACACGGCCCUCCUCUCAGAGAGGCGUGAGGAGCAACUCCAUCUGCCCUCCUGCCCCGUCGUAUAUACCCC